UUAUUAUUUCAGAAUGAUGCACACCAUUGGGUCUGGCGUAAACCACAUGAAAAAUAUGAUGUUAAUUGCUUGAUUCUGACUGUAAAAUCUGGAAAUCAAGGAGUUAUGAAAACAAUUUGCAAUAUUUUUUUCAAGAUGACAAUGCGCCAGUCCAUAGAAGCAAGAACAGUUUCACAAUGGAAAGAGGAUAAUUCAAUAUCAACUAUUCUGUGGCCUGCACAGAGCCUGAAUCUUAAUCCGAUUGAACAUUUAUGGGAUGUUUUGGAAAGAAGAGUUUAGGCGCAUAAACCUCAUCCAAAAAAUAUUAAAGAAUUAAUGGUAGUUUUUAAAGAGAAAUGGAAUAACAUUGAGUCCAAAAUUUUAAUUAAUUUGGUUGAUAGCAUGCCAAGAAGGAUU
This is a messenger RNA of Rhizophagus irregularis DAOM 181602=DAOM 197198, 396 nucleotides long. NCBI's taxonomy places the organism in Eukaryota, Fungi, Glomeromycota, Glomeromycetes, Glomerales, Glomeraceae. The record is from RefSeq and is a predicted model, not a curated record.